AUGAGAUGCGAUCCCAAUGAUGAUGCAAUCCCCGUUCUUUACUCAGCAAACAUGACGUCAAAUUCAUCAUCAUUUAUAAGUCUGUUUACAAUCAAGAGUGUCAGCCUCUCUCUACACAAUACACGAUGGUUUUGUAAUGCAGAAUUUAAUGCAAACACUGGCUUUUUAGAGUCGUCAAGAUUUGACCUUCAUGUUUUUUGUAAGUUAAAAAUAGUACAACUUAAUACAUCAUACUAUAUUACAAUAUUAAAAUAUAUUUUUUAGCAUUAUAUCAUCUUUUUUUUUUAAAUUUGAUCAAAUAUUAAAUACUAAUUCAUAUAUAUUGAGAGCUCUUCUUUUAUAGUAAACCUAAUUUUUUUUUAUUUUAAUAAAGCCUUACCUGAACUUCCAGUAUGUGAUGAAAUAAAACUGCUAAAUAAAAGUAAUAUUCAAGUAUAUUGUUGGACAAACAAAGUUUUUCCAGGAAGUGUGUGUCUAUUUAAUGUCAAAACCAAU
Lymnaea stagnalis (great pond snail) is the source of this 495-nucleotide messenger RNA. Lineage: Eukaryota; Metazoa; Mollusca; Gastropoda; Lymnaeidae. The record is from the annotation of a GenBank genome assembly.